Molecule: messenger RNA, 309 nt
Organism: Purpureocillium takamizusanense
Lineage: Eukaryota; Fungi; Ascomycota; Sordariomycetes; Hypocreales; Ophiocordycipitaceae
Exons: 2
Coding region: 1-309 (102 amino acids)
Molecular function (GO): oxidoreductase activity, acting on paired donors, with incorporation or reduction of molecular oxygen; iron ion binding; monooxygenase activity
Source: RefSeq, a predicted model, not a curated record
AUGCAACGUCGUAAAGAUCUAUACCCUCCCACGUCCGAAAAGUUUGCGGAUCCAGACAUGUUCAGCCCAGAGCGAUGGGAGUGCUGGACUCCAAAGUCUUGGCACUACGUGCCGUUUAACGGUGGGCCACGGAUCUGCAUUGGACAGAACUUUGCCCUCACUGAGAUGGCCUUUAUGCUGGUGCGACUCUUGCAAAAGUACGAGAGACUCGAGUAUCGCGGUGACUGGCCCGCCCAGUACUAUAAGAUGGAGAUCGUGGGGCGUCCCGGCCAAGGCGUCCCUGUGGCUCUGUACGAGGCUGCGACGUGA